Molecule: messenger RNA, 7131 nt
Organism: Austrofundulus limnaeus
Lineage: Eukaryota; Metazoa; Chordata; Actinopteri; Cyprinodontiformes; Rivulidae
Product: protein sel-1 homolog 3
Exons: 22
Coding region: 2393-5533 (1046 amino acids)
Molecular function (GO): protein binding
Source: RefSeq, a predicted model, not a curated record
UAAGAUUAACCUGAACUAAGGGCUAUCAGAGCUGUCACUGUUUGGCUAAUUGCUCUGUCAUUGUUGCUUUAUUUUUUCAGUUUUUUUUUUUUUUUGGUUUUCGGGUUCAUCAGUACUCAAAUGAUGGCAGUUUGUUGCCACUAUCAUGUGGGUUACAACACCUACUACAAACAAUGGGAGCAAUCAGUGGUUUCUCUUUAUCAGCUUAUUUGUUCAGUGUUGAAAAUGAGGGUAUAGUGGGCAGGUUUGUACAUUGGAAUGUAAAGUAUUAUUUAUUCCUGCAGGAAAUCGUGCCAGUCUGAAAGGGAAAUGUAUUCCUCUGGGUUUUCUUUUCUUGUUCCUCAGUCUAUGACAUUUUGCAUGUCUUCACUUUUGUUCGACUGAUAUUCGAAUGCUCUUAGUGUUUGCUCGGUUCUUGUCAUUAUCCUGCUAAGAAAACACUUGAUGUUAUGUUGAUUACUUCCAAACCACCUAUCCCUAAAAUCAAAUUGAAUGCACACUUUGUUCCCCCAAAAAUUACGUUUAUAUUGAUGUGCACUUUUUUUUCUUCUUCUUCUUUGGUCUUUUGUUGUUUUGUUGGCAGUUAAUGAUACAUUCAAUGGAGCUUUAGGCAGAACGAAAGUUCAAGUAAGCUGCUGUAGUUUAGCAAUUCAAACUACCCUGGCUGUCUGGAAAUGUUACUAGUGGAACACAUCUUAGUUCUAGGUACUGAAUGGAAUUCACUGCUACACCUAAGAAGCACAUUGCCUAAUGUUACAAAAGGACAAUCAAAUCAAACCCUUUGACUUAAAAGUUUUUAUUAUUUAGGGUUCAGGGUAUGCAGUCUUGAAAGAAUGAAGCGUGUUUGUUGUUUACCUCGCUAAAACGUCUAGCUUCAUAAAAUUUAACCAUUCAUUUAGGUUGAUAAAAUAAUUUCUAACGGUUGGCAGAGCUUUGCCAACAGACUUCUACUGUACUGAUUUUAGAAGUUAGGAUACGCAGAUGAUAUAUACUUGACCUUUAUAUCAUCGGGAAUAGAACUUAUAAGCUCUCAGAAGUUCUCGUAUCUUCUUCCGUUAUAACCUAGGUGAACAGGGUGAAAGGUUAAGAAGCUUCUGCUAUUCUUUGUCGUGUUUAUUACGUGGACUGUAAAAUCUCAGUAAAGUGUCUUUGAGGGAUAGCGUAGGAAAGGGCUACACUUGUAAGGAAAAAUCAUCUGCUCUGUUCAUGUUCUAACCACUGAAGUUCACUUUUAAUGAACGACUUGGCUCAACAGGCAGUAGGAGCAAAAAAAAUUGUAUAAAAGUGCCAAAUUCCUAUUUCUUCUCAGAGGCCUUUGUAUUUGUUGUCUUCAAUUUUUGAGCCCCUUUUACUUGGAAUACAGAGCUGCAUGAUGUAUACAGUGAUAUACAUUCAGAGUUAAGUCUGUAUAUCCAAGGGUAUUGUUUCUGUAACAGUAUCAUAAGUACACUGUUUACAUUUGUUACAGAUGAUUUCUCUCCUCGGAUUAUUACAACAAAGAAUUCUGUGCCAGUUUUAAUGUAAGUUGCUUUAUUUAAACACAGAACUAUGCAUUGGUAGUUGUAGGCUCUUUCUAAAGUAGUAGGGACGCCAGUACUUUUUAGGGUGCUCCUGAGAAAUGAACAACCAAAAAGUGCUGCAGAUGACAUUGUUUGUCCCCAACCUCAGCGUAUCAGGUGGUUUGGAUGCAGAAGACAUGUUUUAAUGAUUUAUUUAAAAAAAAAAAAAGCCAGCUGAAAAGAUACUUUUACUACUGCUACUUUUUGAAAAUAUUCUUUUCUUUUUGCACGACAGCUGUAAAUCAAUAACGCCAUCUGAACGAGUGAGUUGAAGUGUGUGUCCAUCAGCUCCCACUAUACAGUGUAAUGUUGAUGCAUGUCAACUGUCAUAACAAAACCUAUAUUGGGUUAAAAGAAUGGAUCAAUUUAGGCUCUAAAUUCCUUUACUUAAUAUUUCUUUUCCUCAUUUUGAGCCUAUAUUUAAGAAUACAUGCAGUAUAUUUGUACAGAAAAUAUCUAAUUUUGCAUCUGUGGUGGUCUAGACUUUGAUGGCACUCCUGCAUGAUAGCAAUAAACUAUUUUGAAUGAAAGAAGCAGAUUUUAAUUGAAUGUCUUUUUCCUUUUAGGUGCAAAACUGCAAUGAAUAUGUGAAACUUGUGAUAUAAAAUUAGAUCCUGGGCUGCAGAUAAAUGUAUAUCAAGUGUUUGAAUUCAGGCCUCCUCUGUCCACACUUCAUGUGUAGUAAUCGGGCGGAGCUGUGAGCUGUAAAAUGUGUUGUUAAAUAUUUACCUGGGAUUCAGUGUAGCUGAGGUGGAACAGGAUUUGAUCCGGAUCUGGAGGAUCUUUGUUCCGCUGCGUGCAGCUUGAGCACGUUUUAAUAAAAACGGCAGAACAUGGAUUUCCAUACUUCGUACAAAUAUAUCUGCCAGUUGUUCCUCAGCGUGCAGGUUGUUUGGUGUUUAGAUGAGGUGACGCUCCUGAAUCCUCCAGAUGAGACUCUGCCAGACCAUCUACUGAAAGUCCUCUACUCUUGCGAUGGACCUGCUACAGUACAGCUGGACUGUGUUGUAUCUUUUGAAACGGGCAUGGUUUCCACUUUCCUCCUUAGAGAGUGGAGCUGUGACCCAAGUGACCCUGUAAUCAGGACUGUUAAGCUGAAUCUGCCAGAUUGGUUGGUGUACCAAGCAGAUGGCAUCAUUCCAGACUCUGAUUGGGUGCUGAGUUGUAUCCUUCGAGCUUCAGUCAGAUACAGUGGUUUGAACGAUGCUACAGUAUUUACUGCCGCUCAGGAUGUGGCAGCUUUGCAGUGUACGCCUCUCUUUAGUCGCCCCUUCAAAUCACAUCAGCUUUGUUUUGCCUGGAGUCGACAAAUGUUACAAUUAACUCAACAUUUUUGGAAAAGACAGUGUCCUUUUGAGCAAGGUAAGGUUGGAGGAGAGAACCUCAAAACUGCACAUGACAAAGUAAAGUUGGAGGUUUUAUUUUGUCAGUCUUCACAUCUUUCAGAAACAGUACACUUGCUGUCCACAAUUUAUGCCUCAACUGGAGAAAGUUUUGGUAUCACAAAAGUGCUGGAGCCCUACAGGAAUGGACUUCUGGAGUUCUUACGCCUCAAAGCCAUCCCUUUUCCAUGGUGUACAAUUUCCAUUUGGAUAUUUGUGACCCGACAUUGUCAGGAGAGAAUGUGUGGUGUUUUUCAUCAUAUAGAUUCCCACAAUAAUUAUGUCACGCCAUCACUUUUCCUCAAAAGUUCAGGUCAGCUUCACAUCCAGAUAAGUGGGGAGGCAGAGGAGUCGUCUGCGUUUCUCUCUACGUUCACGGUGCCUUUAAAAGAGUGGUGCCAACUCACGUUCACGUUACAAGGAAAAACGGCCACUGUUUCCAUGAUGUGUGUGAAUAAAAAGCAAAACGGAGUUGUUUUUACAGAACAUGUGUUACAUCAUACUGCCAUGUUUGAUGACACAGAGGGAUAUUUUGUGAUUGGUGGAGGGAAGUAUGUUCAAGGUGUGGAAGGUUAUUUUGGACCAGUGGUAUACCAUCGCAACAAAGCAUCACCUGACAGCAUGCCUGAAGUUAUUCCAGAUGUUAUUGAAAAGGUGAACCUGAAUGGAUGGCUUCACAAGUGUCAGGAGUUUGUUUCCGAGCUGACAGACAAGAUCAGUGGCUUUUCACUGCAGGCAAAACAAGGACCAGAGUCUGAGGUAUGUUUUGGUGUUUUCCAUGAAUGGAUUGUAAAUGAGAGAUCAUCGUAUUCACAGUGCGAGCAAUGGGAGGAGACGGCCCCUGUCAGAAAACUAGCUGUUAAGCUGGCCAAGUUACUGGUUUUCAAAAACGGAGGACGAGCGGUGAAUGUGACAGCUGUGGGCAGAGCUCUGUUCUCCUUCUCACUUCAUCAACUGAGCAGAGCGGUGAACAGUGCAGUGCUCAGCAAAAUAUUACCACUGCUGCUCCAAGCUGGCUGCCUGGCUGACGACCGAGCUCUGCACGUGGCAUCUGUGCUCUACAGCUCUGGCCUGGGAGUCCAUAAGCAGCCAGUUAAGGCUUUACUCUUUGCCCUGCUGGCUGCUCAGAAGGACAAUCGGUUGGCACUUCUCCAUCUUGGGCACUUGCAUCACCAGGGUGUGGAUGGUUUCCCCACAGACCAUGAUCUGGCCUAUGCAUAUUAUGCAAAUAUUGCCCAACAGACAAUUGUAGACCGUCAGAAUCCCACACCGCAGCAGACGUUUGUAGAGGCUGUGUAUUUGACCGAUGAUGAGACCCUAAAGCUGCAGACAAAGGAAGAUCAUCACAUCUUCCAGUGGCUAACGCUACAGGCAAAGAGGGGAGCAGCUGAGGCUCAGCAUACCAUUGCCCGGAUGCUGUUCUGGGGUCAACAAGGAUUGUCUCCAAACAUCCAGGAGGCUGUGAAGCACUACAGAAGAGGAGCCAUGCAGCUGGAAGACCCAGUAUCAAUGUACGACUAUGGAAUAAUACUUCUGCAGGGACAUGGUGUUGAGAAGGACGUUCAGAAAGGUGUUACAUUCUUGAAGAAAGCAAUGGAGCAGGGUUUUGCUCCUGCAUUCAAUGCCCUGGCCUGGUAUUAUGAGCAGUAUGAGCACAACUACGAGAAAGCGGUGCAGCUGUGGGAACAGGCGGAUCUCCUCGAGUCGCCUGACGCCGCUUUGAAUCUUGGUGCCAUUUACUCUCAGGGUCUGUACCCUGGAAAGCCUGCCAAUCAGUAUGUGGCGUACAGUUAUUACUGGAAGUCUGCAAACAGAGGGCACAUCCGAGGGGGGAUUCUACUCGCCAGCAUCUGGACCACGGGGAUACCCGGCUUUGUUGAGAGACGCCCAUCGGACGCUGUUUUGUGGGUUAAGUGGGCUGCUGAGCACAAUGGAUAUUUGGGCAGCAUCUUACACAAAGCACUGGAUUCUUAUCUCAAGGGUGACUUACUCAGUUCACUGUUAUUUUACGUGAUGGCGGCUGAAUCGGGGUAUGCACCUGCACAGUUCAAUGCUGCAUAUCUCUGUGAGCAAAAUACAGGACGUUUUCUGGAUCCUGCUGAUGCAGCAGACUGUGAGAGCAGAUAUUACAACCUCACAAUCCAAAGUCCAAACCCUGAAACUUAUGCCUUUAUUAGGAUGGGUGACCUGCUGUAUGACGGCAAACAGAAAGAUUUGUUUUCUGCAGCACAGAUGUACAAACUGGCAGCAUUAAGGAAUAAUCCACAGGGAUGGUACAACCUCGGCCUGCUAGUUGAAGAGGGCCACAAGCUGCCACUUCCUGUACUGAUCGAACUCGGCCUGUCAGAUUUGUACUUUGCGGACAAGAAUGUGCUUCUCAGUUCUUUGUACAAAAAAUGCAGAGACUCAGACGACGCAGAUUCAUACCUGCCUUGUAGCCUCGCUCUUUUUAAUGUGUUCCUUCAGUCGUUUCACAAAGACUAUGCUGCUGCUAUUAAGCUCGUCACUGCUGUUGCCGUGGUUGCAGCUCCCACAAUGUGUGUAAUUGUCCUUGGUGUGUUCAGGAGACGCAGUAACAACCGAGACUCUUGACUCAAGUUCACCAACAAAAAAAGGUUUCAUUAUAACAUCAUAGUUAAUGUAUUAGCUACUCUGGGAUCAUCAUAAAUUACAAAUUUGACUCUUUAAAUUAAAUAUUGUCUAAAAUGUCUAUAUAACACAGGUUCUUUGACAUGUCUGAUAAAUGAAUGCUCUCAUUUUAAAAACUUCUCUCCUCAGGAAGGAAUAAAGAGAAAGAAAACAUGUGAUUUAUUUCAGCCAGGCCUCCCAGUUGUUGACGACACUCGACAUGAUUUUUGCUCAUUUUAUCUUGUUUAGAAAAAAAGGGAGUGCCACUUCUUUGUCUUUUAUUUCAAACUUUGCACGUUUAGACUACCAAAGAUGCCAUCUAAAGAGGAAACGUAGGAUGAAACACAAUAUUUUUCACUCACUGCCUUUUUUUCCUCUUUUUAUGUGCAGAUUAUUUAAGAAAAAACACACAAAAUGAGCUGAAAUACAACAUUUUUUGAGGUAAAAUGGAUGUAAAAGAUCUAAAAUGAAGCUAAUUGAAACAGCGUGUGCAGCUCUUCAUAGUCUAGACUCUACAUUAUUUAUUCAUUUUGUUUGUUUUUCUGAUUCUUCUUUUUAUAUUCCCCUUGGCUUUCUCUCUCUGUGUUAAAAACUCCCACUUGUGCAGGAAAAAAACAAGAAAAAAAAAAAGCACAUUGAUAUUUUUAUCAAAAACAAUGAGAAAAACCUGAUGCAAACUGAAAAUGAAACAUCUGAAGGUCCUACAGCAGAAACACCACACAGACGAACAGAGUGCAGGCUGAAGUGUUUGUAUCUGUGUGUUGGAUUUAAUGUCCAAUAAUCUUGUUUUAAAUUGAGCUCUAUGUUAGUAAAACAAAGAGCCUUCUCUUUCAGUGUUAAAACGUGAAAAAACUAUGAUUUUUUUUGUCAAAUAAUUUAUGAAAGGAUUCAUUUUAGUUUAUAAUAUUAAUUGCACCAGUUCAUUUGCAUUUUCUAUUUUAAAGUGCGCUAUGAUAAAGUGACAGUUUUUAUUGUGACAUACUGGUUUUAUCAUUAGUAGACAUCACACUGUGAACAUUACAGUGUUUAAUUAUUAUAGUUUUGUCUUGGUUAAAGUUGGAAUGGACAGAUGGACACGAGGAGCUUAACAAUACCAAAUAUUAAAUAUAUAAAACAGAUCUUGACAUUAAUAGCAGUCAGUAUGAAAUUAUAUUGUGUUAUAGCAGAGAACCAUGUAUUUACAGAUUGAUAUGAUGUAAUGGCUCCUCAUCAAGCAUACUGCAAGUCUGCCUGAUGUUGUUUUUCUAAUUAGGUUUGCAACAAAUUGUUUUUAUUUAUGUGUCUAAUUAUGAAAUGGUGCCAAAUAGUUAAUCUUUUUUUCCCCUUGGUGUCAAAAUGUCAAGUAGAGAAACAUGCUGGACUAUUGAUUUCCUUCUUUCAAGCUUCUGUGGAUGUCGAGGUGAAAGAAUGCACUUAGUAUACCAUGUAAAUGAGAUACUAAAGUAGUUUUGCCAUAUUCUACUUUAACUACUGUCUUAAUGAACAGAGCAUUAGCCAUAAACCUACAGUUGUGUAUGUGCACACAGUUUUAGAUUAAAGAUAAAUGCUGUUUUUGCUGUUGA